AUGCCUGCCCCCCGACAGUGCCGGCCACCCGGGCCUGAGCCCCGCGCUCCACCCCAAGGUCCUGCCUGGCUGCCCUUCACCGUCGUGGCCGUGGGGGCCUCCUGGGCCUCUGGGUCCACAGAGCAGCCUGGACGGAGGGCAGAGGGGCCGGCCAGGCGGUCGGGAAGAACUCUCUGCACAAAGGCCACGAUGCAGACCGUCCGGGCCGCGGACACCAACGAAGUCGUGAAGCUGAUAUUCCGCGAGUCAGACAACGACCGGAAGGUGAUGCUCCAGCUGGAGAAGAAGCUCUUUGACUACGUCAACCAGGAGGUUUUCCGGGACGACAACGGCACUGCGCUCUUAGAAUUCGACAAAGAGCUGUCUGUGUUUAAGGACAGACUGUAUGAACUGGACAUCUCGUUCCCUCCCAGCUACCCAUACAGCGAGGACUGCAGCCAGGGCCGGCAGUACAUGAACACCCGCUGCCCCGCCUGGUGUGACCGCGUCCUCAUGUCCCCGUCCGCCAAGGAGCUGAUCCUCAGGUCGGAGAGCGAGGAGAAGGUCGUCACCUACGACCACAUCGGGCCCAACGUCUGCAUGGGAGACCACAAGCCCGUGUUCCUGGCCUUCCGCAUCGCGCCCGGGGCAGGUAAACCUCACGCACGUGUGCACAAGUGUUGUGUGGUGCAGUGACGUGGUGGGAGGCGAUGCCAGCGCCUCGAGGGGACCCCCGGCGAGACCCCCCCGUAGCACCAGGGCCCACGUCCUCCGACAGCUGCGUCCAGACCCGCCCGAGCGCCACCGCCAGACGGCCGGCCCCACACUCUGCUUCAGCCCCGGACGGCGCUCCGGACAAGCCUCACAUACCUCACUGUCGUGUCUGUCCAUGCGGCAUCAAGUAGAAACAUUGGGUUUUUUUUUUUAACGAGUCACAGUCCUGUUGCCAAAACUCUAAUAGACAGCAAAAAGAUCUGUAUUUUAGAUGUCACGGUUUUCGAUUUUUAAUCAUUGUCAGCGCGGAGGAGCUUCUCGGGCGCAGAAGCCCCGCGGGGCUGAGUCACCCUGCGGUGGGGGCUGAGUGGACCGGCCAGGCUCCACACCGGGGGCACGUGGCCCCCGCCUUCACUCUGGAGGCCCCUCCCCGUUAGUCACUCUAUGCCAUGUUACAUGGUUUCUGAAUCACACUGCAGCUGCUUUCCAUUUUUAUAUAUAUAAAUAUAUAUAAAUAUAUACUUUUUAAAAAUAAUUUAUAAACCUUACCAAAACUUACGCUAAAUAUACUUUCCAGUAUGAAUGCUUGAGUGUCAUAUCAGCAGUAGAACUGAGUCUGGGAGCCGGUCACCUGCACGCCCACACACGGCUGUCAAGCCGGGACUGCGCCCGGCCGCGCAGUGGGGCUCAGACGGCCCGAGGCGUUCACGCCAGCAGUCAGACUCCUAGGCCUCCUUCUGUGUAAUAUCAAGAACUGAAUGUGAAGUUUAUAGCUAGCUCGGGUGUACCUUUCAAGAAUUUUGUAAACCGUUUUGUCCGUCUUUUGUUACUGUUCUAUGGUGCCAAGUAUUCUACAUAAAACAAUAAUAUCAUGGGAGAAAUAAAACUAGCCUAGUCUGCUUCCGAUAGAAACCGCUUUUAACAUGGGCUGUAUAUAAACUAUUAAGAGAAACAAACCGUACGCGUCCCCGGUUGCUGCGCCGCCCGGGGCCUGCCGUGACCCUGCCACACGUCCCUGCCCCCGACACCCGGCCCGGCGGUCAGAGGUGGUGCCCGGCCCGAGGAGGAAACAUAAAUGACGUUUAUUGAUCUGCUUUAACACUACAGAACUCCGGGGCUGGGUGCAGGCGCCGGGGUAGGGGUGGGAUGCUUGCUUUAGGUGAAUCCGUCGCAAGCGGUUUGGAGUCCACCGGCCGAGUCUGCAUCCUCGAGAGAAUGAUCGGGGUGUGUGUCAGGCUGUGGUUACUCUGUCCACGUGCCGCGCGGCCGUUCCGGCCCACGGUGUUUUCUGUGUAGCAGGGUUUCAGCUGUUGGUCACUCUGGAGGCCUUUGGAAAUGACCGCUCUGGUCCCUAAGCAAUAAAAUUGAUUUUGGUGAAAACAA
This is a messenger RNA of Odocoileus virginianus texanus, 2076 nucleotides long. NCBI's taxonomy places the organism in Eukaryota, Metazoa, Chordata, Mammalia, Artiodactyla, Cervidae. The record is from RefSeq and is a predicted model, not a curated record.